Molecule: messenger RNA, 3732 nt
Organism: Dicentrarchus labrax (European seabass)
Lineage: Eukaryota; Metazoa; Chordata; Actinopteri; Moronidae
Gene: elovl5
Product: ELOVL fatty acid elongase 5
Exons: 8
Coding region: 139-1020 (293 amino acids)
Biological process (GO): fatty acid elongation, saturated fatty acid; fatty acid elongation, monounsaturated fatty acid; sphingolipid biosynthetic process
Cellular component (GO): endoplasmic reticulum membrane; endoplasmic reticulum
Molecular function (GO): fatty acid elongase activity
Source: RefSeq, a predicted model, not a curated record
CCCUCCACGCCUCCUCCUCGCCUUAAAAAGGUAGGCAGUCCACGGCAACACAGCUGCAUCCCUUCAUCCACACGCAACAUUUCGCUCUCUUGAAGAGAAACCGGGAGCCGGCUAGGGGGGUUGACUUCAUGGUGACAAAUGGAGACCUUCAAUCAUAAACUGAACACUUACUUAGAGUCAUGGAUGGGUCCCAGAGAUCAGCGGGUGCGAGGAUGGCUGCUGCUCGACAACUACCCACCAACCUUUGCACUCACAGUCAUGUACCUUCUGAUCGUGUGGAUGGGGCCCAAGUACAUGAAACACAGGCAGCCGUACUCCUGCAGAGGCCUCCUGGUGCUCUACAAUCUGGGCCUCACACUCUUGUCCUUCUACAUGUUCUAUGAGCUUGUUAGCGCUGUGUGGCACGGUGGCUACAACUUCUACUGCCAGGACACUCACAGUGAACAGGAAGUGGAUAAUAAGAUCAUAAAUGUGCUGUGGUGGUACUACUUCUCCAAGCUCAUCGAGUUCAUGGACACCUUUUUCUUCAUACUACGCAAGAAUAAUCACCAGAUCACAUUUCUUCACAUCUACCAUCACGCUACCAUGCUGAAUAUCUGGUGGUUUGUUAUGAACUGGGUACCCUGCGGCCAUUCGUACUUCGGUGCCUCCCUGAACAGCUUCGUACACGUCGUUAUGUAUUCUUACUACGGCCUCUCGGCCAUCCCAGCCAUACGGCCGUACCUUUGGUGGAAGAAGUACAUCACACAGUUACAGCUGAUCCAGUUCUUUUUAACCAUGUCCCAGACAAUGUGUGCAGUCAUAUGGCCAUGUGGCUUCCCGAUGGGAUGGCUGUACUUCCAAAUAAGUUACAUGGUCACGCUCAUUUUCCUUUUCUCAAACUUCUACAUUCAGACUUACAAGAAGCACAGUGCUUCUCUAAAGGAGCACCAGAACGGCUCUCCCGUAUCAACAAAUGGACAUGCAAAUGGGACGCCAUCUGCAGAGCACACUGCGCACAAGAAACUGAGGGUGGAUUGACAUUUGAGAAACCGCCACCCAAUUCUCACUGUAGCGCGUUAGCUAAUGCUGCUAGGAGGUAUAUGUAUCUUCUUAUCUAGAAUAGUCUUGCACUCACUUGAGAUGAAAUAAGCCAUAGCCACAUGUAUCCAGAGACUUUCCAUGUUUUUACACACAUUCCUACUCAUGGUAUUGCAUCACUCAUUAAUAUAGUUAAAGGAGAAGAGCAUUGUAGUAUUGAUGACACUGCACAAUAUUGCCUCCCCCCCCCCCCCUCCCAACCCACCCUCUAGAGGGAAUUCACUCCAAAGCAAAAAUCUCUUUCUUGCUACCAGCAAACAAAAACAUUUUGACUUAUUCAUUGUUGCUUUACACGCAGAAGGUCCAAAAAUGAGCUCCAGUGAGUGUGUUGGCAGCUUAAGGUUUUAUCACACUCGAUGACAUCUCGGUUUCAACAACCUAAGGGACAAUUACACAGUGCUUACAGUCCUAAUUGUGUAACUAGAGCAUGCAUCUUGUGUCUUGCUUUAUCUCACUCCUGCCUGGGCUGUUGCAUAAUCCUACAUUUUGCCCUGUGGAAUACUGUAAUGCAUUUUUAUUGACAGGUUAUGACAGCAAAAAGUAGAAUUUUGCUGUAUUUUUGCAGAGCAGGGUCUCCAAUUUGGAAUAUGUAGCCAUCUAACCAAAGCCUAGUGUAUUGUAUAUGCAAGGAUUCAUAUUUAAACCAGUUUAAGACACAAUGUUAGAGGGCAGUUGUGUUAAAACACAUUAUAAACUCAAUUCUCCUUAACAUCCCCCACAUUACAAUCUGUGCUAUAUCUACUGUAGCUUUAUGCAGUAAAUGCAAUUACCUGCAAUUCAUUUAAAUUUAAUUAAGUAAGGAAAUGCCCAUUAGGUCUGCAGUGCAAGUGCUUACUGGUAAUAUGUAGGUAUCAAAUUUAUCAAGUGAAUGUAAUCAUACUGUAUAACUCAGUGCUGAAUACUCAAAUACGUUUAUAUCCAGAUAAACUUUACUAUAUAGUUAAGAAUUAAAGCUCGUUAUCGACCUUGAAAACAGCAGUCAAAAAAAAAAAAAAAAAAGAAUCUCACCACAAGAUCCAUUUAGUAGAUGCUCUGGAGCUUUCGAUUGUCACGUGAUCUUCCUCAAAUCCACAGAAAUAGGGGGGGAAAAAACAGGGUAAACCCCCAUCUGCUGAAGAAGAUCAUGUGAAACGAUCAAAAGCUCCAGAACAGCUACUAAAAGGAUCCUGUUGUGGAAUUGUUUUAGUUAAAUAUACAGUUAGUUUUUAUUUUACAUAAAUAGGGUGCCUUCUGGACCAGUUGGUUUCUAAUGUAGCAUUUUUUCAUCUUUUCAAUAUGCAGAUUUAUGUCGGUCCAUUUUAGACUAACAUGUGUCAAACUUCCUGUUCAAAUCCUGUGCCUGACUCUUUAUGUUUCUUUUCUUUUCUUCUAUAUUGAAAAUAUCAAAUGUCCCAAAACUAACUGGACUCAUACUAAACACAAUAGGGGAUCUUAAAUUAAAGGAAUAGUUUUGAAAUAUGCUUGUUCCCUCUCUUGCUAAGAGUUAGAAGAUUAUACCACCCUCAUGUCUGUAUGAUAUGAAGCUACAGCCAGCAGCGGGCUACCUUAGCUUAGCAUAAACACUGGGAACAAGGGGAAACAUCUACUCUGGCUAUGUCCAAUAGGUAAUAAAAUCCACCUACCAAAGCCUCUAAAGCUCACUUUAGAUCUUGUUACCUUUGGAAAGAGUCUGGCUAUAACUGUUUCCCCCUGUUUCAGGUCUUAUGUUAAGCUAAGCUGGCCAUCUGCUGGCUGUAGCCUUAUAUCAUACAGACAUAAAGAGUGGUUAGCGGAUUUCCCAACUAUUCCUGUAAUAUAAGAUAAACAUCUCUAUUUCGUUUACUACAUGUUAAGUUCUUCUUCUUAUCUAACUCUAGGAAAGCAAAUAAGUACAAACAGCAAAGUCAUUACAUGAGAAUGAAUUGGGUUUUUUGGUGGUGAAAGAAGGUUGUAGUGAUUCAACUAUUUACUCCUUUGUGUUCCUUAAUAUGUUAAUGUUAUUUUCUUUAAAAACCCAUUGCCCGGGGGCCUGCACAGUAAACGCCGGUAUAGAAAACAAAAAGGUACAAGGAUGUUUGAAACAUGGACUCUAUAAAUCUGACACCCUCGCUGUGGUGCAGUGCUGUGCUGCUCUACCAUGCUGAUUCAAUUUAAUGAGGUAUACUGUAUGGCCUUAACCACUGAAUGAGCAUGACAUAUUGCUCCAAUGUAUAGGUGACCUAGUUUCACAUUCACUGCAUCAGAAAUUAUUGUUAAAAUCUAAAUAAUACAUGCAAAAGCCAUUUUCUCUGCAUGAUUAAUCUGGUCCACAGGUGUCAGCUGAUAACAGUAAAAACCUGUUUAACAUGCAUGAACCAUAUCUACUCUCAAAUUGAAUUAUGGUUCAUUUCCAGCUACAUGCCAUCCCUGUUACGGUUUCUAAUUUGCACAUGAUAGCGCUGAAGGUAACAGGGUUGAGGCUGUAUAUUUAAGGACAGGAGUAGCAUUAAAGUACUCCCCAAUUAAUAAAAGGCCAAGGAAGCAUACAGGUAUGUAAUAAGACAUUACAUACAUUUUAUAAAGUGAUAAAAUAAAUGAAUAUAUUUUCAGAAAAUUGGGGUAAAUCUGGGUUAACAUGUUGUGACUCAUGCUUUACUCGCUGUAACACAUUAAAAACAAACUGAGAUUGUAAAA